Messenger RNA from Mya arenaria, 4303 nucleotides. RefSeq lists its product as uncharacterized. NCBI's taxonomy places the organism in Eukaryota, Metazoa, Mollusca, Bivalvia, Myida, Myidae. The transcript is spliced from 5 exons. The record is from RefSeq and is a predicted model, not a curated record. The coding region runs from base 320 to 3616 and encodes 1098 amino acids.
UCGGGAUAAGGAAGGAAACACUUGGGCAAUCGAAACAAUUUGUCUGCUUCUGACAUUUUAAACGUUUUAUGGUUUAUGGAUAAAUCUGUUAGUUAGUGGCAUAUGGUAAUUUCGGGUUUGUUUUCAGUUUUAUAUAUAUUUGUAAGUUAGUUGUGUGAUGACAUUUCUUUAUUUAUUGGAAUAUGUUUGUACGGCGUAUUAUGCCUUAAGUGUUGCAGAAUGCGAUACUAAAACCAUCCAAUGGGUGAUACAAUGACAGAGAUGAGGACUGUUCUGGUUAUUUGCAUUUACACUUUUUGAAGCAAGAAUUUUAUAUAUAAUGUCUGAGAGACCCAGAUCAGGAAAACCUUUAAACAAGAACUGGUGUCGAUGUUGGCAAGGUGUCUGCAUCACUCAGGAAGUUUUUGCAGACGUAACCACAGAUGGCUUUGGAAAAUUGCAAGGAGAAAUCAUUGAUGACAUCAACACCACCAAACGUUUCGCACAGGACACACUUUGCACUUCUUGCAAAACUCCUAAUUUGCUACAAUGUGGGACCAAAAAUCUUUGCAAAGGACGAAUGCGAAGUUGCGCCAGCCAUGUAAGCCCCGAUUUGGCAUACACACCAUGCAAGACGAACGGGUUUUGCGGCGAGUUUGUCAUCAAGCUUCAAGGCUAUCAUCGUUCUGGUAGUCCAGUAUGGAAGAAUACAGACGCUUCCAAAUGGUGCACAGAUGCUUGGGAGAUUGCAAAAUGUUUCAUGUCUCCGAAUGGUUAUGCCGACAAAGCCAAUGCAAGGGAAACCGAUUUUAACGGUCUUAUCAGCUCCAUCAUGCACUGCACGUACUUCCAGAAAUACUUCAGUGACGACCUAUCAAAGCCAAAAAAUAUUGCUGAAAGGGCCAAGGAACAAGUGAAUAAACUUCGUCAUAAUCCUGACAUGGAGGUUAAAGAUGACCAGACAACGUCUUUAUUAGACGCCUUCAUCAAUUUGCUGGAUGACGAAAAGAAUCUAAGAAAUAACGAAAAGGCAGUUGGUGCCAGAAAACAGUUAGAAAAGUUGAAGAUUGGUUCCAUGGAUAUCACAGAGAACGAAGUAUCAACGAUAACAUCAUACAUCCGAAGCGUAGAGAACCACAUGACGGAACUCAGAUGCAACUUGGAAAAGUUUAUGAUAGAUGGUGACAAACAACGGAUGUUUGUGAAAUCUCAAAUGUCUGUCGCAACUGCACUGGAUUUUAAGGAGGAUUUGGAGGAGCUGUAUAUGUCACAAUACAGUACACUUCCAGUGUACCCGUCCUUACCAGAAAUUGACGACAAAAUACACGAUAUAUACGUUAAGCCAAAAGUCAUCCAACUGGACAAAGGAAAGUACGACAGAGCAUUAUUUCGCGGUGAACGUUUUAGACGUUCUAUGGAAUUGCGCAAAAAGGAUGUAACAGCGCUUAUGGACAUUUUCUGUAAAGGAACAGAACAACAGCAGAAUAUAUACAUACAAGGUGAGCCCGGUGUAGGAAAGACUUCCCUAUGUAAUGCUCUUGCAAACCUCUGGAGCAACCCAGAGUCACGUGACACGAACCCAGAGGAAACACAACCUCUAUUCGAUGAUGUACAAUCCAUAAAAGAAUUUGAAUUUCUUUUUCUCGUUGCAUUACGAGAUUUCAGUGGUCGCGAAUGUAACGUAGAGGAAAUGAUUUGGCGCCAAAUUGUCAAGUGUUUGCCGACAAAGCAUGCCUCCUACUCAAAGGAAAUGUUAGGAGAGGUCCUCAGCACAUCCAAAUGUCUUAUACUUCUAGAUGGCUUAGACGAAUGGAUUCAUCCGACAGGGUAUUCAGAAUAUUGUCUUUGCAAGGGCACAAAAACACUGCCUUCCACUGUUCAUAGGGGAAAUUGUACGUUUGUAACUACUACUCGUCCUUGGAAAAUGUCAACCGUAUUCAUCAAAGAAUCAGAAAUCGACCGACGGUUCGAAAUAGUUGGGGUGCAAAACCCAAAUGACCUGACAGGGAAGGUCAUCAAAAGCUUAAACAAGAGGAAAGGGGAAUCAAAGACGUCGGAUGACUUCUUUACGGAAGUUGAAACGAGAGGAUUAAACAACCUUCUUGAGAUUCCAAUCAUACACAUGCAUUUGCUUUGCCUUUGGCACGACGGUAGAAUCCUCGAACCGUCUGUUUGCAAAAUAUACAGCAGUAUGAUUGACAUGCUGUUUGGAAGGGCAAAUGAUAAAAAGCCACAACCGUAUCAAAGUCAUGAUUUAUCUAAAGAUAUUGAACACUUUCCUGCAAGUCUUGAAAACGAAGAAAAUAUUCAAGAAAACAAAUCUCUAGCUGUUUCUCUAGCUCGCCUUGCAAACCAUGUUUUGCAAAAUCGCGACAGAGAGUUUGCUGUUGUUUUCACGAAAAAGCAAGUACACUCGAAUUUGUCAAAGAGCGAGUUGGCGUUUGCAUUGGACAUAGGUAUUUUGACACAGAGAGAAUCCUUGACAUCGACCAAGAAAGUUGUAACGUACUCUUUUCUCCACAAAACGUUUCAAGAGUUCUUUGCUGCGUUGCAUCUCGCGGUAAUCAAAAACCCACAAAUAGAUAGCAUCUUUAUGUUGCAUGGACACAAAGACAAAGUCCAUGACAUAUCGCUACUCUUCAAAUUCGCUUGUGGACUUUGCACUGAAACUUCACAAAGGAUAUCCGAAUGUCUGAUGCAGAAGAAAACCACAGAGCUUGAAAAGGAAUUGCAUCAUGUCGGAACAGAGACAAAGCUAGACCUGAACCGCCAUUUUGAUGAAAUCCGAUCUCUUCAGUCGCUAGUGCUCGAAGGGUUGCAUGAAUGCCGGAAUAACGGAAACAUACAAAAUCAACUUGUACUGACUCACGUUACAAGUCAUGAGCCAAAAAGUGGCAAGUGUUUGUGGAAAGAUCUUGUCGAAAUGAAUAAAGAGCACAUCGUAUCUUUGAAUAUUUGCAAAAGCUCAUCAUCAGGAACUGAAGACGUCAGCUUGUUGAAGCAGGUCAUUUUGGGCUCUUAUGAUACGUUGAAAUAUGUCACCUUCAGAAAUCUGCGCAACUCAUACGACAUGAAGGCGUGUGGCCAAAUUCAAUACCUACAUAUUGGAAACUCAUUCCCCCACGAGUCCCAUUCUCGUGUAGAUAUAAACCCAGGGGAACUCAUUUCUUGCAUGUUGGACCACGUCACUGCUGAAACUGAACAAUCCAUUUUACCGGCCCUGUCCACUGCCACAAAACUGCAUACAUUACAGAUCCACGGAUGUAGAGAUAGUCGUUUGUUUUUCGAAGCACUUCCGGAAAUAAGAAGUUUAAAACAACUGAAGAUGUGUAAUACUGCAGUUGAGAAGGACUUGGUUAUAUCAUUACCCGCACGUAUUGAAUACCUAUACUUCUUCAGGGUGACUGUUUCUUUAGAAACACUUACUAAACUCGCUGACAUUUGUAAGCGCGUUCCUCAUUCAAUCACCAUCAAAUUGAAAGAUUGCAGUGCCUUACUAGGAAAGAAAUUUGCUAAAUUUAAAGAAAGUAUCCAGGCUUGCGCUGAUGAAUUUAAGGUAAUCAAAGAUGGAUACAAGUACAAUUUUGAAGAUGAAAAUGAAUACUCUGUUUUCAAAUUCACAACGGUGCGUCACUGAAUUGAAACAAAGCAAUAUGUGUUGAUGACUCCUUAUGAGCGAUUACUUCUGUUAACGCGUUUGGAAUAGAAAUUGUUGAAAGCAGAAUUACAUUACAAAUAUUUAGAAAAGGUGUGUGUUUGCCUUCAUUCUGAUAACAUUAUCGACCUCCAUGUGUUGAGAUUGACAAAAGAAUGCACCAAAAACAGUUCCAAAGUCUGCAUGUAUUAAAGUUAACAUGAUGUUCGGGCUAAGGUCUAUUUCACUUGUAUAAUUUGCACGCAUGUACACAUACCGUUUGUCUGAUUUAGAAUUAUAUUAUUUUCAUUACCUAUGCAUUGAUAUAAUUAACUCUAUGUGAAGUUAUUGUUACUGCUGAUUGAGAUUGUAUUUUACGGUAGAUAGCUGCACUUUUGUGUGAUUAGUCUUCGUGAUUAUUCAACCGUUAGAACACACAUAACAAAUAUAAACUGAUGAAACAAAAGAGAGGAGUAACAUAACUUAUAAGUGAACGCUUAGGAAAAACAUAGUGUCUAUGUUUUCCAACGGCAAAUGUUUAAACACGGAAAUCCAGCUGUUUUGGAAGUUGUUUGUUAUUUAAUUUGACUGUGCUUGAAUUAAAAACCUUCAGAUGUACGUUUAAUUAAUAUUCGAUUGAUAUCUAUGUAUUGUCCAUAUGUAUAAUGAUAAUUUUUCUCAAUAAAUGUG